UUUGUCAAUUAUGUGGAAAAAAGAAACAAUUAUUCUAACUACUUGGAACCAUUAGAGAUCAUUGUGAAAGAAUGACAGGUUGUUCGUAAGGUCAUUCAUUUUAUAUCGUUUAACUUUGUAACGCGGAACGUAAAUAAGUGCAAAUAUUUAUACAGUUCUACGUUAGUGAAAUGGAGUGAUUUCGUAUGGAUCAUAUAAGGACAAAAAAUUAUGUUACUUCCCACGUACUCAUUCUAUUGCAGAUGCUAAGUCGAAUCUGAGGAGCAGUGAAGAUAACAAAACUGUUAAGUAUCUAACACAGUGAAAUGAUGAUGGAGUUGAGUCACAGUUUGACCCUCAAUGAGGAUGCCCUUAACCAAAUCCCAGAGGCUAAACGACCAGUAUUUAUAUUCGAAUGGUUAAGAUUUUUGGACAAGGUUUUAAUAGCUGCACAAAAGGUAUUAAUUAAAGUGUUGAAGCAAGUCGGCUUGAACAGUACCUGCAUUACAGGAUUGUACUUUAUAACAAUAUUGUAUUUGUAGUUUAUUGCAAGAUGUCUUGCCACUUUAUUCAGUGUCGGCGAUACAUUUUUGCUUUUUGAUACUGUCAACAAAUGUAAUGAUAUUCUCAGAAACAAGGAUGACUCGCCAAGUUUUCUCCCUACAAAAUUGGCUGCUAUAUGCUGUGUAGGAUGUAUGUAUGAAAAGUUAGGAAGAAUGAUGGGUAGGUCGUAUGAAGAGACUGUUCAAAUUCUAAUAAAGUCUUUGCGAUCUGCAGAAUCUCAGACACGAAUAGAAAUUAUGCAUACUCUUGAGAAGGUAUGUGCUGGCAUGGGAUCUGCAAUCACAAAUGUUCAUAAAGAAAUAUAUAAAGUUUCUAGACAUUAUCUCACGGACAGAGUAAUGGCAGUGAGAUGUGCUGCUGCAAAGUGUUUACUGGAAAUGUUAAACCAUGCUCCAUUUUUAUACACUACUGAAAUAGAGAGUGUUGCUACACUCUGUUUCCGAGCAUUUGAGGGCUCAAAUUAUGAAGUAAGAUGUGCUGUUGCGAAACUGUUAGGUACUUUAGUAGCAAUGACCCAACUUCCAGCUCCAAAGGGAAAGAAUCCUUCAGUGACGCAGAACAAAAGCUAUAAACAAAUUUCUCUUGACGAGGUAUUGAAUAUUUUGAUGGCUGGUUUCUUAAGAGGUGGGGUAGGCUUUUUAAAAGGUACUGGAGAAAUGAUAAAAGGAAGUUCCAGUAUUAAUAGAGAAGUCCGAGUUGGAGUUACGCAUGCGUAUGUGGUAUUUGUACAAAUGUUGGGAGGUUCGUGGCUUGAACGGAAUGUCGGUGCAUUAGUUGCACACGUGCUUGAUCUUGUGACCAAUCCAAAAGCUGCUAGCUCACAUGUCGAUGCCGUCUAUUCUCGAAAGUGUGUUAAUUUUAUAUUACAUGGUACUAUCGGAAAAUUAUUGGGCGAAGGGGCUCAAGCUGCUGCUUGCAAAGAAAUAGCACACAUUAUUCUGAAACAGAUGAAUUCUAUCGAUUUUAGUCCAGAAAACGCUAAAGACUGUAACCAAGAAACGUUGUUUAGUCAACAUCUAUUAGUUUGUGCGUUACAAGAAAUGGGGAAUUUAAUCUUAGGACUGGGCACAACAGCUUGUAAUUUAUUGUCCGACCAAUCCUUGAGUUUAAUUGAUACUAUUAUGGCUGUUUUGGUCCAUCCAUGUCAGGCAGCAAGACUUGCAGCCUCUUGGUGUUUGCGCUGUAUCUGUGUAGCAGUUCCAAGUCAAAUAACACCUUUGAUUGACCGGUGUGUGGACGGAAUUGAAAAUAUGCGCAGCUCGCCAGAAGCAAUAGCUGGAUACAGCAGUGCCCUGUCUGCGGUUCUUGGUAGUGUUCGUUUAUCACCACUCGGAGUUCCUCAUACGAAAGGAAAAAUAAUUUUCAAUACUGCAGAAGAACUUUUGAGAAGCGCAAGCCAAAAUAGUCGUUUGUCGUUAAACAGAACACAUGCUGGAUGGCUUCUAAUUGGAGCUAUAAUGACACUUAGUACGGCAGUAGUAAAGGGACUACUGCCUAGGAUGCUGUUAUUAUGGAGAAAUUCUUUCCCUCGUUCGACUAAAGAGCUAGAAAGUGAAAAAGCUAGAGGCGAUGCUUUUACUUGGCAAGUAACCUUAGAAGGAAGAGCUGGUGCUUUAUCAGCAAUGCAUAGUUUCCUGUUGCAUUGUCCAGAACUCUUAAAUGACGAUAUUACAAGACGACUUCUGACUCCAAUUGAAUCUGCGCUGGCAAUGUUAACGAAUUUAUCACCGGUGUUAAAAAAUUAUGGACAACAGCUGAAAGCUCCAGCGGCUAUGGUUCGCUUGCGUUUAUACGAAACAUUAUUAUUAUUGCCUCCUCAAACCUUCGAAGGUUCUUAUACGCAUCUUCUGAGAAUGUUGGUAUCAGAGUUUACGUUAACUGAAAAUCCUGGAAACACGACAACUUCAUUGUUACGUGCAGUGUGUCAUGCUAAUGAUUCAGUGAUCCUUGGUACAUGGUUGCAAGAAACGGAUCACCGUACAAUAGAGGAUCAAAUGGAACCAAACAGAAGGGCAGAUUUGGAACAUUUACAACCGAACAGUGCUGCAGGAUCUGGAGCAUUAGAGCACAAUCCAUGUUGUCUUUACAGACCAGUGCCACAAAAUGAAAUAAUUCCCGGUCCUCUACCAUUGGGUGUUGCGGUUAUCGACUUAUCGGUGUCGCUGUUCGGUCAAAUUUUCCCGCGAGUAGCCAAUAAGCAUAGAUUACAAAUGUUAGACCACUUUCGUGAAUGUAUACAGCAUACGAAAUCCGGUAGACAGGAAGCAAUUCAGAUGAAUGUUUUUACGGCUGUGUUGAGUGGAUUGAAGGGUCUGAACGAGGCGAAAACUGGAUUUGGACAGGAAGAUGUAAAAAAAUCUGCUACCAAUCUUAUUAUUAGUGCUCUAGUAAGCAGCAAUUCAAUACUGAGAUGGGCAGCCGGCGAGGCUGUCGGCAGAAUGGCCCAAGUGAUUUCCGAUCCUAAAUUCACAGCGGAAUUAGCACAAACGAGUUUCGAUCGAUUGAAAUCAGCUCGCGACGUUGCGAGUAGAACUGGUCAUUCUUUAGCUUUAGGGUGCCUUCAUAAGUAUGUGGGAGGUAUGGGAUCUAGUCAACAUCUCAACACGAGUGUCAGUAUUCUACUUGCACUUGCCCAAGAUAACUCGUCUCCCGUAGUGCAAGUAUGGGCAUUACACGCUCUCGCACUAAUAGCUGACUCUGGUGGACCAAUGUUUCGGGGCUACGUUGAACCUACGUUGUCUUUAGCGUUAACUCUUCUUCUCAAUGUUCCUCAUUCUUAUAUCGAUGUACAUCAAUGUAUAGGAAAAGUAUUAUCAGCGCUUAUUACAACAAUAGGACCAGAAUUGCAAGGUAAUACAUCGACAAUAUGUAUGGCCCGUUCGUCGUUUUUGUGUGCUUGUGCUAUCAUGCAAGAUCAUCAAGAUCCUCUUGUACAAGCGGAAGCGACCGGAUGCCUUCAACAGUUGCAUUUAUUUGCACCGAGACAUGUUAACCUGUCUUCUCUCGUUCCUACACUAUGCCGAACAUUGUCGAGUAAUCACCUACUGUUACGCAAAGCCGCAAUAUCUUGCCUUCGUCAGUUGGCUCAACGAGAAGCGAAAGAAGUAUGCGAGCAUGCGAUGACGUUAGCUAACGAGAGUCGGGACACCAAUAUGGUGGAAGGCCUUGUUAUAACAGAAACUGGUCUUCCUGGUGUUUUGUUCAGCAUGCUAGACACAGAGACCGACAGUAAAUUAAUCAAAGAUAUCCAUGACACGUUAACCAGUAUGCUGCAAAUUUUGGCGGCGGAUAAUCUGUCGCAAUGGUUGUCUUUGUGCAAAGACGUCCUUACUAUAGCGUCAGAAACGUGUAGCAAUGAAGAAGUGAAUACCAUCAAUGUGGAAGAUAGCGCUGCGGACAAUGACAAUGCAGACGCAGAAGGAGAUGACGAUCAAGCCGAGUUCCAUGCAGAUGAAUCCACAAAGCAACGACCAACCAUCACGCCGAGGUGGCCAACUAGAGUUUUUGCAGCGCAGUGUGUUAGAAGAAUCGUAGCCGCUUGCGUGAACAAUAAACAGGCCCAUUUUGAUUUGGCUUUAGCUAAGGAAAUGCAGCUGUCUAAAGGAAAAAGCGAUUUCCUGGUAUUGCAUCUUUCUGAUUUGGUACGAAUGGCGUUUAUGGCUGCAACCAGUGACUGUGAUCCUUUGAGGCUCGAGGGUCUGAAAACCCUCCAAGAGAUUAUAGAUAAGUUCGCGAAAGUUCCUGAACCAGAGUUUCCUGGCCAUCUGUUACUCGAACAGUUUCAAGCACAAGUUGGAGCCGCAUUGAGGCCCGCGUUCUCAGCAGAAACAGCAUCACACGUCACAGCUGCAGCUUGCCAGGCCUGUAGCGCUUGGAUUGGAAGUGGAGUUGCUAGAGAUUUGAAUGAUCUUCGUAGAGUGCAUCAAUUGCUUGUAUCCUCUUUGGAGAAAUUAAGAGAAGGGCAUACGCGUGCGCAACUUUAUAACGAAAGUUUGUUGACGCUCGAAAGAUUGGCAAUAUUGAAAGCUUGGGCGGAGGUGUAUGUCGUUGCUAUGAUAAGGGAUGGCGCAGCAUUAAACAGUAAAGACACAUUUAACCAGAACGCAAACCAGGUUGAUGAUGGAAAUGAUGAAGAUUUCGGGAAGUUUGAAUUUCAGACAGAAAGUCUAUUAAGUUUAGUGCAACCAGAGUUGUUGAGUUUAAGUCAGUAUUGGUUAGCCGCUCUGAGAGAUCACGCUCUACUUUCUUUACCACCAGAAUUUUCUAGUCAGUUACCACAUGAUGGCGGUGCUUUCUAUACAACAGAUACAAUGGAUUCGGCUCGACCUCAUUACGCGGAAUCAUGGGCACCAAUUCUUCAUGCUGCGACUCUUUGGUUAAAUGCAAAAGGCUUCGGGUUAGAGGAAACAAUGACUGAAGUGCAAACUUCGAAUGCAGCAAAUAAUAAUAAUAAUAACAACGACGUGUCUGCUAAAACUAAUACUAAUGUCGAACGUUUCCAUUUAUUGUUUGGUAUAUGCAUGGAAGCUCUGUGCAGCCCACGAACUUCGGAAUCUUCACAGAAUAUAGAAACAUGUUUGAACGCUUUGUACACUUUAUUAGACUCUGCAUGGGCUCGUAAAGUAUUGAUUACAGAUCGUUCCUUGCCAAUUGAACUGUGUAAUGUUCUUCAUCGGAUGUUACUAACGAGAGAAAGUUAUGUUAUCCAGAUGAUAGUAAUGGAAGUUUUAAAACAAGUGAUGAAAGCUGCACAAGAAGAUCUAGCAGAAAGGAAGACAAACAAAUUGAAAGAAAUUACACCUGCACAGGAGGAAAGUAAUGAAAUUCAAGAUGUAGAUCUGUUAGGAGAAGGGGAAGAAGGUGGUGAGCUUGUGCCAGGCAAAUCUUUGGUGUUUGCUAUUCUGGAAGUGUGCUUGUGCCUUUUGGUUCGUCAAAUACCAGCGUUGAAUCCGAAUCCUGGCGGUACAACUGCAAUUUUAUCCCAAAGAGGAUACAUGCCGUCCGAAGAAAGUGGAAAGCUGAUAGCAGCUGCGCUUAGUACAAUGGAAUCCCUUCCUAACCUUUGUUCGCCUCAAGGAGCUAUAGCAAUUCUUCCUACAUUACUGUACCUCGCAACUGGAGUAAUAAGAGAAACUGCAGUACGCACAGAUAAUGAGUGCAAUAAAACAGGGUCUGAAAUACCAGUUCAUGCAGCUUUACACUGUAUGAAAAAUCUUACUACAAAUAAAUACGCGCAGGAUCACAGAAGUCAAGAACAGUGGACGAGUCUUUUGCAAAGCGCUUUGGCCAAGAUCAUUGAUCUUGCUAAAACAGGAAACGACGAGACAAAAAUGGACGAAGUGGCGAUGAUAUUAGGUAUUGCAGUAUUUGUUCUUCAUGCUUCUCCGGAAGUCGUAAGUGCGCCGAACCUGCAGUUCCCGUGUAUCAAUCAUUUUAGGCAUGCAUUCCAAUCAGAAAAUACAAUGGUGAAAUUAAAAUGUGUGCAAACAUUGAGAACAAUAUUUUUGCAUCCAGAACGUGUAAUCAGCACACCUUAUAUUCAUGCAUUAGCCCCCAGAUUGGUGGAGUAUCUAUAUAACGAUAAGAGCAAACAAGUUGCAGAUGAUUUAGAAUUAUCGUUCACCUUAGAAUGCAUUAGCACUGUUGAAGCCCUCAUAGGACUCGCUGAUCUUUCUCAUCGUAUACAGAUGCUAACGUUACUUGUGCCAAUCCUGAUUAACUAUUUACUAGAAGGAGAACAACUUCAGCAUGCUUCCAAGUAUCAGUUAAGUCUGCAUCAACAGAGUUUUCAAUGGCUAAAUAAGAUAGGACCAAAAUACCCUCAGGAAUUCAAAACAUUAAUGUCACAAUCUACAGAACUGAAAACAAAGUUAGAAAAUGCUGUGAGAUCCUCUCAUCAACAAGCACAAAGGCACAACAGACCAAUAGAUCUUGUGAAGCCACAGGUUAAGAUUUCCACACCAUCUAUUAAGCUGAAAACAGAUUUUUCAAAUUUCAACUAA
Molecule: messenger RNA, 6545 nt
Organism: Dufourea novaeangliae
Lineage: Eukaryota; Metazoa; Arthropoda; Insecta; Hymenoptera; Halictidae
Product: HEAT repeat-containing protein 5B
Exons: 34
Biological process (GO): retrograde transport, endosome to Golgi; intracellular protein localization; endocytosis
Cellular component (GO): endocytic vesicle; Golgi apparatus; membrane
Source: RefSeq, a predicted model, not a curated record